Molecule: messenger RNA, 1713 nt
Organism: Didymosphaeria variabile
Lineage: Eukaryota; Fungi; Ascomycota; Dothideomycetes; Pleosporales; Didymosphaeriaceae
Exons: 2
Coding region: 1-1713 (570 amino acids)
Source: RefSeq, a predicted model, not a curated record
AUGAAGGCGACUAUCCAGCAGCGUAUCACUGGCAAGGGAUCGUACCUACUCAUGACGAGAAUUCAGUGUCAGUAUGUGCUACUUCGACAGAAGAGCUGGCAUUUGGGGGAGGUGACACCGCAUCCGCUCUAUCCCCAACCUACGGAUAUCGUUCCGGACAAGAAUGAUCCUGAAGGUACGGACUACGUACCAGUCUGGAUUGCCCUUCAAGAACUUCCCGAGAAGAAGUGGUUCGAUCAAGCCUUCCCUUCUGAGUCCGCAUUCGCAUACUGUACAUCGGUGCAGGGGAAGCCCGCUCCCCUAGACAUCUCCACAGCGAAGUUUGUUCUGGCUACUGCGACAUUUGCCACAAGCUUGGUCAACCCUGGAUUCAUUCAUCCGGAAAGUUCUGUGACAGGAUGGGAGGAUGGUAUAACGACCACGGACCCGCCCAACAUCUUUGAGCCAACGCAGGAUCCAACGCAGGAGCCAUCACAACAUCCAGAUUCAGCACAUGGCGAAAUCAGUGUUACUCCAACUUUUAGGAGACCAUCGACAACACCAGGUCCAAAAUCCACAUCGAUCCAGAUCCCAAACAUCCCAAAUAUCCCAAACAUCGUAUCCAGUAUGCCACCAUGGGACCCACGACCUACUGUUCAGCCUAGUUCUACCCGUGUGAAUGUUCCUAGCACCCCUCACACUGGAGAUGGCCAGGCAGCAACUACAGGUGGCAACAACGGAGGACAACCAGCUCCAUCGCCGGGCAACGAAAAUGGGGUUGGUCAGCCGCCGACGAACACUAACGGGGCCGGUAAUCCUAUUCCUGUCGUGAACAAUCCUGGAGGACGCCCAGCGGCGACCCCUAUAAGUCCUGUCUUCACUUUUGUACCUGCGACGAUCAAUGGCCGCCCAACCGCGAUCCCAGUCUUCAUCUUUCCGGGCCCCUCCUCAUUUGCGACAAUUGGUCAAACCGUGACUUUCGAUGGGCAGACCUCAGUCCUGGCAGCCCCAACAGCGAUCUUCGCAUUCGUUCCCACUACCAUCAACGGCGUCGCUACCUCCGCACCCGCUUUCAUUAUCAGCGGCACUUCGACUGCUACAAUCGGCCAAACGCUUACCAUAGAUGGUCAACCUACCGUUCUUGCGGCACCGGCGCCCUUCGCAACUGAGAUCCCCACCACUCUAUUCGGCAUAGAGACUCACGUUACGGCCUUCAUAAUCAGCGGAAGCAUCACUGCAUUUCCCGGACAGACGAUCACCCUCGACGGCCAGGUCACGGCACUACCAACCGCUGAUGCGGUGUAUACUUCGAUCAUGACCACGAUCGAUGGAAAAGAAACCCUGGUCCCUGUAUAUAUCAUCAGCGGAAGCACAACAGCAACGAUUGGGCAAAUUGUCACUAUCGAUGGGACGGCGACGGUACUCUCUACUCCCACGGCGGAUGUAGUUUUCACUUCCAUCACGACUACAAUCAAUGGGAAAGAGACCGUGGUACCCGCGUACGUCAUCAGUGGUAGCACAUCAGCCACGAUUGGGCAAACCGUAUUUCUUCAUGGAACGACGACUGUCCUGGGUUGGCCGAAUCAGACCGAAGCGAGUGCUGCGGCUUACCCAACAAACACAGGACAGCCUGCAGAGACGGCGUCUCAGAAAGGUGCUGGAUCGAGGGCCUUGAGCGUUCAGUCGAGUGCGCUGCUGUUCAUCUUCGGAGCCUUCAUUGUCGGUCUACUGUGA